GUCGAGUAUAUUGUGCAAGCAAUGCAAAUAGCGUCCCUCUAUUUAAGUGAUCACUGGCGUGUCGUUUUAACAUGCACCCUCAACAAGCAGCUGUGGCUACCAUGUUGCGGUUAACACUCAUACUUCUGGCGGUGUCUGCUUGGGCACAGCAGAAAGAUCAGUGCGGAAAACCCGCUAUUGAACCGGCCCUCGAUGUCAACGAUCGUAUCUACGGAGGUCGUGUGGCUGUGCCGGGAAGUUGGCCCUGGCAGGCGCAAAUCUACGCCGGAAGACACAUCUGCGGAGGAGCUCUGAUAUCUGACCAGCACGUCUUGACUGCCGCACACUGCGUCUGGAAUCUCCGCCCUUCGCGCUUCAGCGUCUAUCUCGGCUCCCAUGAGACCACGCAGUCGAGGGAAUCGGAAGUACGCGCGGCCGUCGAAGAAAUCUGCGUCCACCCUGCCUCGUAUCGGACCACAUGGCCGGGUGCUAUACAGGACAUCGCAAUAAUAAAACUCACACGGAAAGUGAACAUGACAAGGACAAUUCAGCCAGUAUGCCUUCCAAACCAUGGGGAACAGCUCCCGACAGGAUCCAAGCUCUACGUCACAGGAUGGGGUGAAGUAGGAGGAGGCUGGUCUGCAAGGGAAUUGAAGCAGGCGAUGGUAUCGGCAAUUUCACAUCAAGAGUGUCGGCGAAUAAGACCCGGCAUAAUUCCUCAAUUGUUUUGUGGUGGUCAUGGACACGGCAGUGCCUGCGGUGGAGACAGUGGUAGCCCGGUUGUACACUUUGCAAACGGCGAGUGGUCACUUCACGGAAUCGUCAGUGCCGGCCCCUCGGUGUGUGGAUCAAGAUUUGCACCCCACAUGUUUACCAGGGUGUCGGCGUACGUGGACACUUUCAUCGCUCCAUACAUCGACCCACUAACAAGCCGUCAAAAGAUUCGCAAAAUUUGCGCUGUAAAACAGUAGUUCCAAUAAAUCGAGGCUUUUUAU
Messenger RNA from Ixodes scapularis (black-legged tick), 974 nucleotides. RefSeq names its product chymotrypsin-like protease CTRL-1. The transcript is spliced from 6 exons. The coding region runs from base 72 to 950 and encodes 292 amino acids. The record is from RefSeq and is a predicted model, not a curated record. NCBI's taxonomy places the organism in Eukaryota, Metazoa, Arthropoda, Arachnida, Ixodida, Ixodidae. Gene Ontology annotation, molecular function: serine-type endopeptidase activity. Gene Ontology annotation, biological process: proteolysis.